Haliotis rubra (blacklip abalone) is the source of this 1724-nucleotide messenger RNA. RefSeq names its product tyrosine-protein phosphatase 99A-like. The transcript is spliced from 12 exons. The coding region runs from base 1 to 1278 and encodes 425 amino acids. Gene Ontology annotation, molecular function: protein tyrosine phosphatase activity. The record is from RefSeq and is a predicted model, not a curated record. Lineage: Eukaryota; Metazoa; Mollusca; Gastropoda; Lepetellida; Haliotidae. Gene Ontology annotation, biological process: protein dephosphorylation.
AUGCAUGAGCGCAAGUGUGAACAGUACUGGGACGCCGAGGAUGACUUUGACGUGCAGGAGUUCAAGGUCACUGUUGCAGACACAACGUCAUAUGCCCAAUACACAGUCCGAACUCUUAAAAUAUCGAAGCCAAACAGUUCCGACUCGCCCCGUUCGGUGACGCAGUACCACUUCACAGCAUGGCCAGACAAGAGUGUGCCUUCGUCACCAUGGUCACUCAUUCACUUCCGGAACAAUGUCAUGACCUCUGACAGAGAAAAGGGACCAAUCGUCGUGCACUGCAGCGCUGGAGUGGGUCGAACGGGAACCUUCAUUGGUUUGGACUGGCUGAUGCGAAUGGCUGACGAGGUUGGCCACGUUGACGUCUACGACUGCGUUGAACGCAUGAGGGCAGACAGGGUUAACAUGGUCCAAACAUUGGACCAGUACAUCUUCCUGCACGAGGCGCUCGCCAUGUCCGUCCUGCUUCCGCCGCCACAGUCAAGUCACGCGUUCCUUUCCCAGCCAACCAUUGACGACGCUGCCCUGAUGUCAGAGUUCAUGAAACUGAAUUCUUUCAUUGGCGAAGACUCCGAGAGAAACAAGGAAUCCGCCGGGUUUACACUGAGGUCCAGCGAGAGCACGAUGAGUCUCGAUGAGGGGAAUGGACCCAAAGACACUCCCGGAGAUGACAAUGACGGCUUGGAUUAUGCUGGUGUCGUCUUUGUUCCGGGUUUCUGGUAUCGCAAGCAGUUUCUGCUGAUGGACACCCCGGAUCUGACCUCUGCCGACGAGUUCUACAGAUGGAUGUAUGACCUUGACAUUCAAACUAUUGUCACCUUGGAUCACGAUAAUCCAAAACUGUGGCCAGAAGUCAAUGACGUUGUUGAAUUCGACAGUUGUCGGGUGACGUGCACAAGCAAGGAGACUCAGGGGCGUGCUGUCGUUAGAACGCUUGUUUACCAGGAGGAGGACCUCGAGGCUACGAUGACCCACCUGACCUGUCCGGGAUGGGUGGACUCCACCAACCUGUCGGAAUCCCCCUACAUUGUGAUCGACUUUAUCAAGACGGUCAAGCAAAGUAUCAUCGCCGACAGACCAGUUGUAGUUCAGAGCAGUCCGUCACACGGUAACGGAGGUAUAUUCUGCUGUGUGUCGACUAUGAUGGACCAGGCGGAGGCUGACCAGACAGUGGCCAUCCCACACGUCAUUUCCCAGGUUCGAGCCUACAGACCAGAGGUCAUCCGGGAGCAUGGCGGAAUACAACCUGUGCUAUCAAUGUGUGAAGAGCCAUCUUGACGACACCCACGUGUACACCAACUACUAGACGCUCGACCAGGGAUGGUGACAGGUGCUGGAGUAUUGGUCGUGUCUGACAGAGGCGUGGUAGCAUGUGUUGGAUUGCUGUUAGGGAUAGUAGAACGUGAUAGUGUCUGAUGUGGACUAAGGGUAGUGACAUGCAGUGGCAUGUGUUGGAUUGCUGGUAGGGAUAGUAGAACGUGAUAGUGUCUGAUGUGGACUAAGGGUAGUGGCAGUGGCAUGUGUUGGAUUGCUGGUAGGGAUAGUAGAACGUGAUAGUGUCUGAUGUGGACUAAGGGUAGUGACAUGUAGUGGCAUGUGUUGGAUUGCUGGUAGGGAUAGUAGUACGCGAUAGUGUCUGAUGUGGACUAAGGGUAGUGACAUGUAGUGGCAUGUGUUGGAUUGCUGGUAGGGAUAGUAGUACGCGAUAGUGUCUGAUGUGGACU